GUGUCAGCUAUACACAUUGAGUCGUUGUGUGCCUUGGGUUGGUUUAGCAUUAGCAGCAGAAACAUUGAGCUUCAGUUCAAUUCGAAGUGCCGGCAACGUUGCAACGGGCUAACGCUUGAGUCGUCAAUAUAAAUAAACAUACUACUUGAUUGAAUAUAGGCAGUCAAAAAGAACGAAAAAUACAAGACAAGACAGACAGACGCACAGCUAUAAUCAGCAAAACAAAAUAACGCAGUCAUAAUCGACAACAGUCGCCAGUUUUUCGGUGUGAAGUUUCGAUCAAGAACGACGACCAACUCGAAAAAGUGACCUUUAACCACAACAGAACAAAACGUCCAAUUUAUAACAAAAACAAAAACCAUUCACUCACGGUGGUGUUGCAUAAAAUCGAAACAAAUAACUGACAAGUUUUUGAAGUGUCUCGAAGAAAAAAGAGUACAAUUCCAAUUUUACAAGAUAUACGAAAAAAGAGAACGAAAAUGUUAUCGAAACUAAUUACAAGCCGUGCUCUCGGCGGUGGCUAUCGUGUUCAACAAAGUGUACAACGUUUUCUUGCAUCAGGUCAAACUGUAACAAACAAACGUAAUGUAAGCACCGCAGAAUCGCAACCAAUUAUGGAUUCGUAUCAAUCGUAUUUUACACACAAUCCAGUUGAGGGAUUCAUUCGAAACAGUCCAUAUGAUGUCGUUACGACACCAAAUUUGGCUAUUGAUCAAUACGUUUGGGAAAAUGUUGCUAAAUGGCCCAAUCAUGUUGCAGUUGUGUGCGGAGUAACUGGUCGUUCUUACACUUAUUCUCGUUUACGUGACCAUUCAGCCGCACUUGCAAUUCGUUUGCAUUCGAAUUUAAAUUUGCACAUUGGCGAUGUGAUUGCCGUAUGUUUGCCAAAUAUUCCUGAAUUUGCAAUUGCCGCUUUAGGUUCUAUUGAAGCUGGUCUUACUAUAACAACAAUAAACCCAAUUUAUACAGCCGGCGAGAUUCAACGUCAAGUGGAAGCAAGUAAUGCAAAAGCAAUCAUCGGAACGCCAAGAACAUAUGCGACAAUCAAAGAAGCCAUUCAAAAUGCAAAGAAGGACAUCAAAAUUAUUUGCAUUAAAACCGAUGAAAACGAAUCGAUUCCAAGUGGUGCAAUCAACUUUGCUGACUUAAUUGAAACAAAUAAUAUCGAUUUUGGUUUAUUGCGUCCGCAUAAAAGACAUCCCGAUGAUAUGGCAUUUCUACCGUUCUCAUCCGGUACGACUGGUUUGCCAAAAGGCGUUAUGCUUAGCCAUAAUAAUAUUGGAGUGAAUUGUGAACAAAUUGGCGUUAAAAUUGGUGACGGGCCUCUGAUUUUACCCACAACGAAUGAGAAUCAAGAUGUAGCAACAUGUGUAUUGCCAUUCUUUCACAUUUACGGUUUUACGGUGACGCUGAUUUCAAAGCUUGCACUUGGCGCCAAAAUUGUCACAUUACCCGAAUUUAAACCGAAUACAUUCUUGGACUCGGUUAGAGAUCACAAAGCUACCCUUUUGCACAUUGUACCGCCAAUUAUGAUUUACUUGGGACAACACAAUGGAGUAAAUGCAAAAGAUUUGGAAUCCGUUCGAUCGGUUAUGUCUGGUGCUGCACCCCUAGGAGCUCUGGAUGUUGAACGAUUCUACAAAAAAGCGCCAAAUACAAAUAUUGUACAAGGCUAUGGCCUGACAGAGACAAGCCCGGUGGCAUGUUUUAAUAUGCCGGGAAAUCAAAAAUAUGCCUCUGUGGGCCAUCCGGCUAGCGCUACACGUUGCAAAAUCGUCGCAACGAAUGAUUCAACCGGUGUUGGUCUAGGACCAAAUGAAACCGGGGAAUUGUGGGUUAAAGGGCCACAAAAUAUGCUUGGCUAUUUGAAUAAUGCUGAAGCGACAAACGAAAUUUUGUUUGAUGGAUGGAUUCGAACUGGUGACAUCGCCCACUAUGACAAUGAUGGUUUCUUCUACAUUACCGACCGUCUCAAAGAACUAAUCAAAGUUAAAGGAUUCCAAGUUGCUCCAGCGGAGUUGGAGGAAAUUCUUAGAAGUCAUCCUGAUAUCACUGAUGCUGCUGUGGUUGGUGUUACACAUGAAAAAACUGGCGAAGCACCGCGUGCUUUUGUAAUAAAACGACCUGAAAGUCAAACUUCCGAACAGGAUAUCAAACAAUUUGUUGCACAAAAAGUGUCUGAAUUCAAACGGCUCGAAGGUGGUGUACAAUUUUUGGAAACCAUUCCGAAAAAUGCGACCGGCAAAAUUAUGCGACGUGAACUCAAAUUGAAGUAUUACAAAUAUAAAUUAAAAGUGUUCAUAGAGUUUAUAAAAAAAUUAAAAAUGAUUCGCAGUGCAUUGCUAAAGUCGAUCAUUAAGAGAAAUGGUGUUCAAUCGCUCAGGCGAUUCCAAUCGAUAGAAAGAACUUCACUGAGCGAUCUGGGCAAGAAAAGUUUGCUUUACGAUGAAAAAGAAGGUUUUGUGAUGAAAUCUCCGUAUGGUGCGGUUUCGAUUCCUGAAAUGACAAUCGAUCAAUACGUAUGGAAAGAUAUGCCAAAAUGGCCAAAUCGUAUCGCAAUUGAAUGUGGUGUUACUGGUCGUAAUUACACGUAUGCCAAACUCAGAGAUCAUUGCGCCGCAUCGGCCAUUCGAUUAAGAAAACAUUUGAAUUUACAACAAAAAGAUAUAGUUGCCAUUUGUCUUCCGAAUGUACCAGAGUACGCCGUUGCGUUUCUGGGAUCGAUUGAAGGCGGCCUAAUCGUGACAACGGUAAAUCCAUGGUAUACAAGCGAAGAAAUAUCACGUCAGUUUAUAAGUUGUCAGCCGAAGGUCGUGUUUUGUCAAGUUGAUAACUAUGAAGUGGUUAAAAAAGCUUGUGCACUUGCUCAACAGCCGAACACAAAGAUUAUUGUUGUCAAACACAAUGCAGCCGCUUCGAUUCCAGACGAUGCAAUUAAUAUCGAUGAGUUAAUGAAUCCAAAUGGUCUCGUUCUAUCUGAAACGUCUGAAUUGAAUAAAAACAUUGAUUGCGAUGAUUUUGUUGUACUGCCUUAUUCAUCGGGUACGACGGGACUGCCAAAGGGUGUUAUGUUGACACAUCGGAAUUUGGUGGCAAAUUGUCAAUCCUUGGACGUUGGUGUGCCGUAUGAAAAAUUAACUUUACCAACCACCAAUGACUUUCAAGAUGUCUUGCCAUGUUUUCUACCAUUUUUUCACAUAUAUGGUUCGAUGGUGAUACUCGCACCCAAAUUAGCACUUGGCACAAAGAUCGUUACACUGCCCAAAUAUGAAGUGAACGAGUUCCUAAAUGUUAUAAAAGAUUAUAAGGCGACCGUAUUACAUUUAGUUCCACCGGUUGUAAUCCAUUUGGGCAAUUACAAAGGAGCUAAGCCCGAGCACUUUGAACACGUUCGACUAACAGUAAGUGGUGCCUCAAAUCUAGCCCAAGCUGAUGCUGAUCGACUCAAGAAAAUAGCCAAGAACGUUACUUUCAUUCAAGGAUAUGGAAUGACAGAAACAUCGCCAAUUGCAACGAUAACUCCUUUGGGCGUUUCGAAUUGUGCCACGAUUGGUUUUCCAGCCUCGAAUGUUGAAAUGAAAAUUGCGGGCCUAGAUGAUCCGAAUUUCAAGGGUUUGGCCGCAAAUGAAACCGGCGAACUACUUGUACGCGGUCCAAACGUCAUGAAAGGUUACUUUCAAAAUGAGGAAGCUACCAAAGCAAUGAUCACCGAAGAUAAAUGGCUUCGGACUGGUGAUAUUGGGUACUAUAAUGAGGAUGGGCUAUUUUAUAUCAGUGAUCGUUUGAAGGAAUUGAUUAAAGUCAAUGCAAAUCAAGUUGCGCCAGCUGAGCUUGAGGGAAUCAUACGCGAAAAUCCUGAUAUACUAGACGCAGCUGUUAUUGGGGUUCCGAAUUCGAAAUGCGGUGAAGUACCAAAGGCAUUCGUCGUACGACGACCUGAAUCAAAAAUCACUGAACAAGAUAUCCAAGAAUUUGUAGCGAAGCAGGUGAUCAAAUAUAAGCGGUUGACGGGUGGUGUACAGUUCGUAGAUAGCAUUCCAAAAAGUCCAACUGGCAAAAUUCUACGCCGUGAAAUUCGAAAAAUCUUUUUAUAAAAAAUACAGUCAUUUUGAUUAUUUUACGUCUCCACAUUUAAUGGUUAUUUUUUUUGUUAAGUAAUAAAGUAUUUUUGAGUAAGUGAAA
Molecule: messenger RNA, 4182 nt
Organism: Contarinia nasturtii (swede midge)
Lineage: Eukaryota; Metazoa; Arthropoda; Insecta; Diptera; Cecidomyiidae
Exons: 14
Coding region: 480-4094 (1204 amino acids)
Biological process (GO): long-chain fatty acid metabolic process; fatty-acyl-CoA biosynthetic process
Cellular component (GO): mitochondrion
Molecular function (GO): long-chain fatty acid-CoA ligase activity
Source: RefSeq, a predicted model, not a curated record